AUGACGCUGGUUCAGUACCUCAAGCUGAUGGAGGCAAAACUAUUUGGAUUUAGCACCAAAGAAUUACAAAUGCUGACAUUUCAACUAGCUGAACGAAACAAGAUACCACAUCCAUUUAACAGAAUAGAUGAAAUGGCUGUGGUAGAUUGGCUAGAAGGCUUCAUGAAGAGACAUGCAGACUUAUCACUGCGUAAACCAGAACCGACUUCAGCUGCCCGAGCGCUGGGCUUCAACAAAGUUGCAGCCUCUAAGUUUUUUGACUUGCUAGAGCGACUUGUUGAUAAACACAAACUGACACCAAAUCAGAUUUUUAACUGUGACGAAACAGGGGUAACAACUAUGUCGAAAAGUUACCAGAAACUCAUUGCAUUGAAGGGACGCCGCCAAGUAGGAACGCUUACGUCUGCAGAGAAGGGCAACUGGUUACAAUAG
This is a messenger RNA of Priapulus caudatus, 432 nucleotides long. RefSeq lists its product as uncharacterized. The transcript has a single exon. Bases 1 to 432 code for a protein of 143 amino acids. Lineage: Eukaryota; Metazoa; Priapulida; Priapulimorpha; Priapulimorphida; Priapulidae. The record is from RefSeq and is a predicted model, not a curated record.